AUGGACGACCAAGUGAACCGACUAGUCGAUAAAAUCUGGAACAAAUUCCAAUCCACACCCAAAGACACCCGCCUAUUAAUCGCCAUCAGCGGGAUACCCGGCUCAGGCAAGACAGAACUGGCUACCAUGAUGGCCAACCGCAUCAAUCGGCGCUACCUAACGCAACACCCCGAAUCACCACAAGUCGCAACCAACGUGCCCAUGGACGGCUACCAUCUAACCCGGGCACAGCUAUCCGAGAUGCCUGACCCGGCGUAUGCCAUCGCGCGCCGCGGCGCAGCAUUCACCUUUGACGGGGAGAAGUUUCUGCAGCUGGUCCGGGCGCUGCGGGAGCAGGUGACGCCCGAGACGCAGAGUCUGUAUGCACCGAGCUUUGAUCAUGCGGUAAAGGACCCAGUUGAUGACGAUAUAUUGAUCCCGGCGUCGUGUCGGGUGAUAUUCUUCGAGGGGAAUUACUUGAGUUUGAACAAGGAGCCGUGGAAUCGCGCGGCGGAGCUGAUGGAUGAGUUGUGGUUUGUGGAGGUGGAUUUCGAGGUUGCGAAGAACAGGUUAAUUAGGAGGCAUGUUAAGGCUGGGAUUGCGAGGGAUGAGGCAGAGGCGGAGAAGAGAGUCUUGGAGAAUGAUUUGGUCAAUGGGAAGGAGAUUGUUGAUUAUAGAUUGGAUUUGCAAGAGCUGGUUGUCAGUCGGUAUGAUCCUGCGUGGGAUGCGUGA
Molecule: messenger RNA, 711 nt
Organism: Aspergillus tubingensis
Lineage: Eukaryota; Fungi; Ascomycota; Eurotiomycetes; Eurotiales; Aspergillaceae
Product: kinase-related protein
Exons: 2
Coding region: 1-711 (236 amino acids)
Cellular component (GO): cytoplasm
Source: RefSeq, a predicted model, not a curated record